CCAGACACAAACUCGGGGGCGUGGUCUACCGGCUGCUAGUGACGUCACGCCGUGUCUGUGAGCGCAGGGCUCAGUAAUGGCGACCGGAGGGCUGGCGGAGCGCGGCGGAGACAGAGGGUGACCGGCCCCGGGGGAGGAGCAGAGCCGGCCGGGACUCAGGAGAGAAGAAGCCGGGGAGAUAAGAAAGCCAAGUGUCCGGAGGGGAGCUCAGUGCGAGAGACAUGGGGAACUGUCUGAAGUCCCCCACCUCGGAUGACAUCUCCCUUCUACACGAAUCCCAGUCCGACCGGGCCAGCUACGGGGACGGGACCGACGGCGACCAGGAGCCCCCUCCCCCCUACCAGGAGCAGGCCCCAGUACCGGUGUACCAUCCAACCCCAAGCCAGACCCGACUAGCUACUCAGCUCACAGAAGAGGAGCAAAUCAGAAUAGCGCAAAGAAUAGGACUCAUACAGCACCUUCCUAAAGGGGUGUACGAUCCUGGACGGGAUGGGUCGGAGAAGAAGAUUAGAGAGUGUGUGAUCUGUAUGAUGGACUUUGUGUAUGGGGACCCCAUACGAUUCCUGCCCUGCAUGCAUAUUUAUCACAUGGACUGUAUAGAUGACUGGCUAAUGCGAUCCUUCACUUGCCCUUCCUGCAUGGAACCAGUGGAUGCAGCCCUGCUGUCAUCUUAUGAGACUAACUGAGCCUCUCCCGGACCUCGCACAACAAAACAAUGGCUGCCCAGGGUUCCCCUCGUCUGAACCCGAAGAGCCACGAGCAUACGGAUUAGGAGAUUGCACACAAAAUACUGAAUGACCUUCCUGUCGGCAUCCUUCAAUAUAUCCCAAGUACUUCACGUCAGAAGGAAUCCAUUUUUAUCACAGGAAUCCAACCGGGGGUUUAAAGUGGCGGCUCCUGUCUAAUGGAUGAUUUCUUCUCCCUCUCGGAUCCUAUCGUGCUUAAAAAAAAAAAAAACAACAAUGCUUUGUUCACUUCUAUGUUCCUGUCAUUGGAUACAAGGCCUAUUAUGUAUGUUAAUUCUAUUGAUUCUGUCUCCUGCCUUGUCAUUAUUCCGCACCUUCCACGUCUCCUUCAGUAGCCUGUUAUGAUGUUCUAAGUGAAUUUGUGAGGGUUUGUGUCUGUCAUUGUAUGGGGUUAAAGCCGCGCAUCGCCCUGGACAUUAUACGAGGCCUGGCGUCGGAUGGAUAUACUGGGCACUAGUGUUUUUGUCGCUCUGUAUGUGGACCUUUUUUGGACGAAACGCGGCUGAUAUAUGCACACAGUGAUGUCCGCUAGGGUGCUCAUCCUCCUGUGCUUUACCUCCUGGAAGGAUAGUCUGCAGAAGAGAGAAGAGGAAUCCACUCUUUAUAGAGACACCAGGCCCUCUGGGUCCGGGCACAUCUGUGCCAACGGUGAUCGAUUUGUGGAGGACAACUCCUGUUUUAAAGGACUGGCACGCAACUAGUUUUAACCCUUUGGCUCCCAGGAUGGCCUGUGACAGGCUUCUGGCUCCUCCUUGAGCGGAGGAUUUAUUUGCACCUUUUAUUAUUAUAAUUAAUUAUAUUAUAUUAUUAUUAUUUCUUUCCAUUGGAAAUGGAAAUUCCAUGGCCUUAGGUCCCUGUAACGUUGAACUUUGUCAUCACAGGACAGGCUCCUCACCCAAGCGACGCUGUCUGAUGCAGUUAGCGCUUCAGCUGCUGUGGAGCUACAGAUCCCAGCAUGCCCUGCUGCUCCCCAGCAGCUGGAGAGACGUAGCUUGCCCAUGCUUAGCCUAGCGAGAGGUGACUGCAGAAUAGUGUUGCAAUUAGAAUCACGAAGUGUUCGAACGUGAUCCAUUAACCAAACGUGAGUUCCUUUUUUUUUUUCUUUUUUCUUUUUUUUUUUUUUAAACUGUGUAUUUUAAGCAAAUACACAAAUUGCAGAACCUUUUUUUGUGUAGAAUAAGCCCCUGUGAGGUUCAGGACAUCCCCACCGCACAAGGUGGGCGCUUGCUGACUUCAAAGGGAUUAACCAUCAUUUGUGUUACAUUUAUGUUUAUGUAAUCACUACCGUAUAUUUUUCUGUUUGUGUGUUUUUUUUGUUUUUUUUUUUGUUUAAACUCAACUGUAUUUUCAUCAUCGGCCUUUGAAAAGUGGUGUUGCUAGCUCAGCAUCAGAUUAAAGCUGUGUAUUCUGAAAGUUUAAAC
Rana temporaria (common frog) is the source of this 2167-nucleotide messenger RNA. It is a transcript of the gene RNF11, whose product is annotated as ring finger protein 11. The record is from RefSeq and is a predicted model, not a curated record. The coding region runs from base 222 to 686 and encodes 154 amino acids. NCBI's taxonomy places the organism in Eukaryota, Metazoa, Chordata, Amphibia, Anura, Ranidae. The transcript is spliced from 3 exons.